AACGUCGGCUUCGCUUCGUCUUUCGUCUCUGAAAAGUGGGAAAACCUCUUAAUAUUUCUUUUAAUUUCCAUGCGUUUCGUCUCUUGAGGUAGUAAGAGGCGGAAAACAACUUAAUUAAGUACACUGAAGUGAUUUAAAGCAUUUAGACGAUUUCAAUGGCUUCGGAGACUCGAACUUCAAUCAUGGCACAUUCGAGAGUGGAUGGGAAGAAAGGAGAAGAGAAAGACACUGACAACAACCAACACGUGUCUAAGAUAGAAAGCGAUAGUGACGGGGAAUACCACGGUUAGAGAAUCAAAACCACAAUGUCCUUCCCGGGAGAAGUGCAACUUCUUCCUGGAAAUCGUAAACACCUAUGAAUUGUUCUUAAAUGUUUGUUUUUGCAGAGCCGGGGAUGAGAGUCGGUGAGGAGUACCAAGCCUCCAUACCAGAGCUCGUUACCGAGAGUAAGUUUCCUGUGUUUACGUUAAAUGAAGAUGGACAUUUCUUGCUGUGAAAGGCGAAAAAUGAUUCAAUUAAGAAGUUGUUUAACUGAUAGAGGGCCUGAUAGAGAUAUUCUUUAAAAUCGGAAAGAUUUUUACUUCACCGGCCCGCCGACUUGUAAUUGCACAAAUUUUGACUUAACUUUGAUGGUUUCUUUCGUUAAUUCUUUGAACUUUUUGAUGUAUUUUCCACCGCAUUUCAACGCAUUUAUGACUUAAGUAUUUUAACUUUGCAUCGAUCUGAUUAUGUGCAACUUGUUUUAGCUAAUUAAAACUCGGAACUUUAAUAGGGAUUUCGCGUUACUAUGUCGCACUGGAAAUACAUGAAGUACUUUGUGAUAAGAAUUUCGUGAUUUUUUCCUGACUUAAGCGAGUUUCCGGUUCGGUCGAUCCCUCGUUUGCAUCUUUUAAUUGUAAGCUAAGACCAGCAUUUACAAUUUAUCAUUUAAACCUUCCAUAAAAUUCCUGUUUUAAAACGUUAAGUCAGGAAAAUUACUUUGAUGUUCUGACAACGAGAAGGUGAAUGGAUGGGAAUCGAAGUUUUGGGAAAAGCUUUUCAAAACACCAUUUUUUUUAACCAGAACGCUUUUUUUUACAAGUUAAUACAGUAAGGAUGCCAAAAUUCUAGUUUCUUUGUUCAUAGAUGACAAAAAAAUGUUUUAUACUUUGGCUCUUUUACCAACAUUCAAAUUUUGAUGUUUCUUCACUAUGAAUUAUUUAUGCUUGGUUUAAACCAGUCUGUGUUUUAUCCUGCAGCUGGUUUUUCAAGGCAAAGGGUGUUUGUUGCAUAAUUUGCUUUAAAUCUCAUGAUUUGUCAUAGGUAUCAUGAGAUCAAUUUACAAAUGAUUUGUACUUGAUUGAAAAUAGUUCAAACUAUGCAGUGCAUCAUCAAAAUCCACACACACACAAUACACCUGUGUACAUUGUGCAGUUGUGAACCUACUAAUCUGGCUUAAGAAUGGAAUAGGUUUUGCACAGUUUUAGAAAUGCUUCACUUAACCAAAAUAAUGCUCUCAUUUUAUCCAUUAUGCCUGGCUCGCAGAAAGACUGUGAACAGCAUAACAACACAAAGAGGGGCAACAGAGGUAGUAGGUGUACCACCAAACAUUGUGUUUUGGAGUGAAGGUUCAACCAAACAUUUUGUCUAUUUUUCAAUUGAAGUAGUACUAAGCACACUGAAAUACAUCUUUAGUUGACUCGUGAUUUAGAGGUACAUGAAUGAGGAAGGUUAAAGGUAAAGUCAGUUCUCACUUCAUGUCACCCAUCCAUUUGAAGCUUGUUUAAGUGUCCAUGGCAUGAAGCUAUUAGGAGUAUCACGACUCCCCCCUAAAUGGGAUGCCAGUCUGUCUCAAAGUUAGCCCCUCUGCCUUCAUCAUUUCAUCAGGCUUCCCUGCAUAAAUUAGUGUAGUAAAAUUUUCCUAUCCAUUUAAUUCGUCUUUUUUUUUUCUUUUGUUAUUCUAAAUUCAGACAAGGAGGAAGCUAAACAUGACUCAACUCUUCGCCAUAAUGCUCUUCUCGUGUGGGCCCCUGUUGAAGAUAUUCCAAAUUCAAAAUGUAAGUACAAUAACUUUCACAUAAUUUCCCACUAAAAUAUCACCUUUUGUUCUGUUCUUUUACUGUGUUAACAUGCAUUAACCAUUUUUGUGUCCAGCAAAAACCAUUAUGAGUUUUUUUUCAGGGUUGAUGUAACCUUUCAACUUCAGGCAAACAUACAAGUGAUUCAAUUUCAGUCAAAAAAUUGCUUGAGAUGAUCUUUAACUAUUAAAAAAAAUUAACAACAAGCCACUAGCAAAAAUUAUUGCAACAGUAGGUGUUUUUAAGAUUGGAGAGGAUUAUCUUAUUGCACAACAUUUUUGUUUGGAUUAUUGAUGGUAAAGACAUGUAUUUACUGGAACAGCAACAUGUUUAAUCUGGAUUAUAACAGUGCUUUUUCAAAUCAAGUAAUGAUAUUUUCUCAUGUUUAUGCAAUAUACUGGUACACAUUUGUAAUGUGCAAGAUACAUGUCUUUCAAACAAUUGCACAAUUGAUUCUGUAACUGUUAUUUGAUGGAACCUUAGUCUUUAAGUUCAAAUUGCUCAUGAAAUGUCUUUUUAAGUUUAUUUUCUGUUCAAUUUUCAGUGGAUGAUUAUGUAACAGUAGCAAAGGACAAGCAUGGAUACAAUGUUGAACAGGUAUGGGCACAUUUUUGGACUUGCGUUUUUGCAUUUACCUUAGUUUACUUUCUGUAUUUACUGCUUUAAUUGCAGUUUGCUGGUAAGAAUCUGUUGGUCUCCUGAGUUCACUUUUUUCUGAGCAUUCUCUUUUUUACCUCAGGCACUUGGAAUGCUGUUCUGGCACAAGCAUAAUCUAGAUAAGUCUCUGACUGAUUUGGCAAACUUUACACCUUUCCCAGGUAUAGGUUCAAUUGUGUUUUUAGUAAAAUGUCACCGACCAUGUGUGUGAUGAUUCUUUAAUCACUGGAAAGAUGUUUGUAAUAAUGCCUAAGUAACAAUUCAUGCAAUAUCAAACGUUCACUGUAUUUUGCAAGAGAAUGCAGGACAAUUUGCAGUGGAAAUGUGCCAGUGUUCCAGAAUUCACUUAGGACUUUCAGCAUUCUCCCUUGUUUUAAACAGGAUAGGUUGAAGAAAUUUUUAAACUAUACAUAGUAAAGUAAUCCUUUUACCGAUGGAGUUUUCAAGAAUUCCAAGCAAUUGUCGGCAGUAUUUAGAGUUAUUGCAGGCAAUAAAUUUUACUGGUUACCCCCUGAAAAGGAGAACAUUGGUCUUUUUUCCAUGUUUCCCUCCUUUGUAAUCACAAAUGCGUGAUCAUAAAUUUGUAAUUCACUCAGGAAAAAAAAUAUAAACUACAGUAUGUGACACCAAACCACUUUUGUUUAGAAAAACUAAGUAGAUAAUGUUGUGCCUUAAAUCAUUAGUUAUAUGUACAAGGUUCAGAUAUAGGCUAUGAAAACCAUUAUGAUCACAGCUGGUGAUGAUCACAGCUGGUGAUGAUCACAGCUGAUGAUAUAGGCCAUGAAAACCAUUAUGAUCACAGCUGGUAAUAUAUAUUACUCAAUUUCUCUCUUUUUUUUGCUUUUUAUAAUUUUGAAUUACCAAUAACCAGAUGAGUGGAGCAUGGAAGAUAAGAUCCUGUUUGAACAAGCAUACAGUUCUCAUGGCAAAAGCUUCAAGAGGAUUCAACAAAUUGUGAGUAUAAAUGCAAUGUGAUCUUGCAUGUAUAACUGUGAAUUUUUUAGUGUAAUGUGUAAUAGUGGAAACUUGGCAUUUAUUGGGACAUGGAUCUCCUUGCCUUGGUUUGUUCUGUUGCUGUGUGCAACUUGCAAAGCUGUGAAACAAUAAAUGAUAUCUCUGUAUGGAGUUGUGUCAUUUUUAUUGUUUAACACCAGAAAUGCAAGUCAUUGGUUUUAUAUUGUUUUAACUCUUAGUUGCCUGACAAAUCAGUAGCCACGCUCGUAAAAUAUUACUACUCCUGGAAAAAAACCAGAAGCCGAACCAGUUUGAUUGAUCGGCAAGCCAAGAAGAUGGCUGUUCAAAAGGAACCCAUCAAGUAAGUCAGUAAAGUUAAAUUGAAGAAAUAUGGGGACAGGGAGCUAUGAGGAGGUUAAGAGAUGCUCCCUUAUUCAGGAGAUACUCUUACCCAUUAUAAACAAGCAGAUGAAAUAAUUCAAAUAUCCCUAACAAGAAAAUAAGUAAAAAACAUGAUUUAAAAACUUCUGCUUCAUUUUGUCUCUUGAAAGGCUUCAAAAGAUUAUUUUGCAGCUUUUUUGAGUAUUGGCAUUUUGCAUUUUAUUUAUCUUGACCCAUUCACACCCAAGAUCCAAUCAGUGAUUUUCCCUACUAACUUAAAAAAAAAUGCUGGCUGGUAAGCUACUCUGUUCUCAUCACUUCUUUACAAGAAAAUUUAUGGAAUUAUGAAGGAGAAGUUGCAUUUUCAUAACUUCUGGGAGUUUAAAGGUGUAAGUCUUAAAAUUACAGCAAGCUAUAACUUAGUCCCACAGCAAACAGAGUGAGUAGAUCUCUGUUAUCACUUGUUGCAAGUAAUUCUAUUAAACUGGUUGAUAAUAGAAGCCCAGAAUCUCUCAGAGCUUUUUAGAUUUUGUCUGUUUGGUUGCAGCAUGUAGAAAUCUUAUGAGAAGGAUUUGCUGACUCAACUUUAUCGCACAAUUUUUCAUUUUCAAACAGUGACCCUGAGAGUGACAAUAGUGACUCAAGUGACAGUGAUUUUGAGCCAGAAAAAGAGGUAACUGGAAAUGAUACUUGAUUGCAGUGGUUUCAUUUUCUUAAUGUUUUAGCCUUUUCCUUUUUUUUUUUUCUUCCUGUGUGUGUAUGUUUACUUUUGGUUGCAAUUCUAUAUUCCUUGUAGAAGUAUGAAGGCAGCUCUUUAACCCUUUAACUCCCAAGAUCUGAUUGGUAAUUCUCCCAUCCAGUUGUUACAGAUUUCCUUGUAAUUUAGUUACAAGAAUUCUGUGUUAUAUCAUGAUGACAGCUUUUAACUGAUAAGUUUGAGUACUCUUGUUACCUGUUUGUUGGAUAGUGUUUGGAUAUUUUAGGGAGAAGUUACAUUUAAAUCACUCUAGGGAGAUAAAGGUUCAUGGUUUUUCCUCAAAUUAACCUUGACUGGCCUCUUUAUCCCCAUUACCCUGCAUCAGCCAUUACUGAUGAGUCAAUAGAAAGUUAAGUAAAGGGGGUAAGUUUCUAAAGAAACAGUGGUUCUGCAUCAGCAGGGAGUAUAACAUGAUAGGUUGGUUUUAUCAACUGAGUUGACAAUUAAAUGUAAAUUGGCCACCAUAAUGAGUUUCUUAAGCUGACAUUUUGUGCAUUAUCCCUUUAUCAGAGCAAAUAGAAAUAGAAAGUCUGUUCCUUAACUACUUAAUAACUUUCAAUAUAUCUUUGAUCGUUGGUGCUUUAAACUAGAUAAAUCUUUCUGAUUUUUUUUCUCUGUAAUAGGCAAGACAAGCAAAUGGUCAAAGCAAACCAAAGAUCAUGAACAAGCAGCCCAUUGUAUGUAUAUUUUCAAUUUUCAAUUUAGAUUACACAAUCAUAUAACAGUUACCAUUAUUAAUAUACACCUAUGUCUGGUGUCCUUCAUGCACUUUGUACUGAGGAAACAGAACUGGUUUUGUAAACAGCUUGGAUGGUUUUAUGAUUACUCCAAUUGCAUUGACUUAAUGUGACUUUGCAAUCAUGUUACACUACAUAUCAUGUUACACUACAUUGAUGUUACACUACAUUGAUGUUGUUAUCAGCAGUUUGUAAGGAACAACUUGCAAGUUCAGUUUGAGUUGUAACAGAUGAUUGUGCAAAAAAAAAUAUGUAAUUUUUUUUAAAUUUUGAUAACUUGCAUUUUAAAAUACCGACUACAGUUGUGCAAAGUUGUGCUCUAAAAAACAUCCAGCCUCACUGCAAAGCUUGACCACUUGUAGUAUUAUUACAUUUUUGUUUUCAUUCCAUAUCGUUAACACUAGUGUUAUUAUUGCUAUUAUCAUUAGAAAUAAUACCCUUAUAACUGUUAUCAUUAUCGUUUAGACACUAAUGUGUGAUCAAGUAUUUUUGCCUUUUUUAUGCAGGGAGCAGCAACGGCAACAAACAUUUCUGGUUCUUGUGCAAAUUGCCGUACACAAGCUAAUCAACUGCAUGCCACCCAGAGGGGGAACAUGUGUAGUGCAUGUUAUCAGUUCUACAGGUAUUUUAUUUCAAUGUCGUGGAGCUGGAAAAACAAGACUAAUGUAAACAUACAACUCACAGCUGCUUUAACCCUGAAACUCCCAUGAAUAACUAAGACAGAAUUUCUCCUUACUAUAUCGAAUACAAUGUUAAGAAGAAAAGUGAUGAGAAUUAGGGAAAAUAUCAAUUAGGGGGUUAUUAGUUGAUCCAAUAUCAAAUUCUCUGAAGUAACAUCAUGAUAGUUGUUUGGCAGACAGUAAGGAGAAUUACUAAUGAGAUCUUGGGAGUGAAAGGGUUGAAGUCACAAACUACACUAACACAAAACUAACAAAUUGUGAAGAUAAUCCUUUGCUUUAUAUCAUUAGUAAAAAAGUACAACACAAUUUGGCAGUACCAACUCUGAGUCUGGCCUCAUUUUACAGGAGAACAGGAACUCUGCGACCAAGGCAUGAAGGAAGAGAGACAAGAGCUGGCCACCGAGGAAACAAAGUAAAACGAAAAGCUCCUAAGGUUGGGUUAUUACAAAUGCAACAGCAAUUGCAUUUAAGCUUGCCUUUUCUGUGCAAAGGCAACUAUUUUCUGCAAGGAUUCUUGUUUUUAUUUCUGUUACAACUAUUUGAACUAUUGAAUAUUGUAAUUUGACUUGUGACACCUCAUUUCCCCCCUCCUUUGUUCAGUCCUCAGUUACUCUCAUUCAUGGUUAAGAAUGCGUUUUCCUUAAUUAACCAAGAACUGAAACCAUAGAUAUGUCAAUGGUUAACCCUUUAAUUCCAAAGAUCUGAUUUUAGUUCUCCCCUUGAGCUUUUUUAAUUGAAUUUGUACGAAGUACAUGUACCCUGUGGAUUAUUAAUGAAUUCUGUCCAUAAUCACUAUAGGGAAUGGUUCUGUCACAGGAAUACCUUGUGUCUGUGUCUGGUACCCUUGGGGAUAAUCAUGUGCGACCUUUGGAGGUGGAUAUUGUCAACCUCAAGAGACAGAUCCAGACAAACAAGCAGGAGAUAAGUCAGCACAAGUACAUGCUGGAUGGUGGUGUAGAAACUAUGAGACCUGGAGAUGUAAGUUGAAUAAAUAAUGAAAGGCAGUGAAAUUGUAUUUGAGAUUUAACAGUGGUAAGAAACUUCGAUAGGGGUUUGAACACUGUUUGAAAGAAAAAAGUGUGUUGGUUAUUUUCUAAGAUCAUAUGACAUAUUCAGAGCAGAACUGCAGUAGCACUGUCACAGUGUCCUGCCCACCUACCCCUCCCCUAACUCAACAACAGUCAAUUGAUAACAAUUUAAGGUUAAUGUUGGGUUAGGGGAGGGGUAGGUGGACAGUUGCCCAGAUACUGAUAUUGAUCCGAUGGCAGUUCACACCCCAUGCUAAAGCUACAAUGGGAGGUUAAAACAUAGAACGGGAUGUUACGAAAGUUUAAUCCUCCCACUCCCCCCCUAAGUAUUUUGAAUUUUGUGUGCUUUAUGAAGUUCUGUGUACACACCUGAAUUGGCAAUAAGUGGUCUUUUGCAAUACCCUACAUACAUUUGAAUGUGGGAUAUGCUUUCAGUUACCAUCCCAAGGAAUUUUGACCUCUUUUGUACCUCUAGUUACACGGCACUUGUGAUGGAAAUUAUACAUACAAUUUACUCUCUUUAGCUUUAGACUUGAUAAGUAUACCAUGAAGAAACAACAAGUGGUCUUUUGUAAUACCCUACAUAUAUAUAAAUGUGGGACAUGUUCAGUUACUGUCCCAAGGAAUUUUGACCUGUUUUGUACCUCUAGUUACAUGCCGCUUGUGAUGAAAAUGAUACAUAUAAUUUACUGUCUUUAACUUCAGACUUGAUAAGUAUACCAUAAAGAAACAACAAGUGGUCUUUUGUAAUACUCUACAUAUAUUUGGAUGUGGGACAUGUUCAGUUACCAUCCCAAGGAAUUUUGACCUGUUUUGUACCUCUAGUUACACGCCGCUUGUGAUGAAAAUGAUACAUAUAAUUUACUGUCUUUAACUUUAGACUUGAUAAGUAUACCGCGAAGAAACGUUUUUUUCUUGUAGUGGAACGUUUUUUUUCCAUUGCUUUUUUGUUUGAUUUUAUAUUUUUUAGCAAAAUAACAAAAACAAUGCCAGAUGGUCAAACGAUGAGCUUCUCUUAGCGGUGCAAUGUAAGUUUGGAAUUAGUUCCUCUUUAUCUUGCCUCAGUCAGAGACUGGUUGACUUUUGAUCACCGAGCGACAAUGUGAUGGUCACAGCAGGGGUUUAUAUCAAACAGGAACCCUGAUUUUGCACGCCCUUCCUCUGCUCCUUGAAUUAACUGGGAAGGAAGGGGCGGAAAAGUAUUUUAUUCUUAACAAGUAGUGUGUGCUGACAGUAGAAGGUAGGCGUCAGAAAUUUCGAUUUCCGUUUAGUGAUAAAACACAACAACGUUUGCUAAGAAAAGUAGUGCAGAUCAUGAAUGCUUUGAUACGGAGAUGAAAGUUGCUCUACUUGAAAACUCGGAUGAAGGCUUGAUAUCAAAUUUAAGUGUGGUUGCUUCGAGGAGGUUUGAUGUUUGCGUAUUUUCUGCAUAGCCGUCAGACGCUAUGGGAAAGACUUCCAAGCCAUGGCUGAAGUCUUGGGCAAUAAGAGUGUCAGCCAGUGCCGAAAUUUCUUCGUAAACUACCGAAGACGCUUCAAUCUUCAACAAGUUCUGGAAGAGUAUGAAGCGGAACAAGGAAUCACAAGCAGUGACAGAAAAGACGAUGACUUGCAGGUUCUGCACAUGUCAGGAUCUCCCGGAAGCAGUGGAAACUCAUCUCCCAAUCAACAAGACAGGUCCUCUCCGUCCAUUCCCAAUCAGGGUAAGUAUUUGUCUUCUGUGCAAUUUUCAAACGUACAUGUAUGGAACAAAAUUGAAUACUGCUGCGUACAUAAUUCUGCUAGUGGAGGCGAUAUGCUUGUUGCAGUUUUAUUCUGUUGGUUCCUGGUUAGAGUUUUGAUGGGAUUUCGAUAUAGCUAGAAUCAUCAGUCACAUAAGUCGAUAAUCAGGGAAAAGGUAAAUAUUCCAGAAGCAGUGAAAAAAGGCUGCUUGAUGCACUGGGGAAACACGAGUGUGCUUCUGAUUUUUUGAGAGGAUGAGUCGCGUUCCCAGACCGGUCACAUAGUGCAGUGAACCUAAACCACUACAUUCCCAGAUGAUCGUUCUGAAUUACCUUGGACUCUCAGAGAAAUUUUUAUUACUGUGGAGAGUAGUCAGAGAUUAGUUUAAAUAGUUUUGCCUAACUUUGCUCUGGGAUUGGUCCAGAAACUCGCGAUACUUUUCCAACCAAUAGGACUCAAAACUUAAGCCGAUCGUGACUAGCUAAGGUAGUUUGCUUGUUUUGUUUUGUGUUGUUUUUUUUUUUGUGAGGUUGAGUUCACAUCGGCUUCCUGAGAAUUUUAUUUUCCCUCUGAUUAACUGUUGUGAUUACUUUGGUUUUGCUUAAACGAUACGCGAUGGAAAUGUGCCCUGAAAAAGUUCCCUGAGGUGAGUUUACGCUGAAAAGCAAAACUUUUGAUUUGCAUCCCAUUCCAGGCCUCCCCAGUCAGCCGCCGCCUCUUCUAAAGCCGUCUGGAUCACAAGCUCAACGUCAUCCUCCCCCCUUGCAAGCUCAGGUCGGAGUCCCACGAACCAGUCAGGGGGGUCUGCAGGGCCCGCCUCCACUGAUAAAACCAAUGGUCCCACCUAUACGACCACAGGUGACGAUCGUGACGAUGUUUAUUCUCAUAAUAUAAUGAAGGGGGUACUUCGUUUUGCUUUUUCUUGUUACGUUUUUUUUUUUCUUUUUUAGAGGGGGAGUAGGGGUUGGAAAGUGAUAGGUUUUGUUCGGAAAUCUUUGAAAACUUAAAGAAAAAAAAACUGCUUGCAUAGUUGAAGCAUCAAGCGGCGUCAAAACGUAAUAGCGAGUGUCAAAGCGGCGAGAAGUUUGGGACGGAUCUACCACGCCUCACGGACUUGUAGGCCUACUAAGACCUUUUGACGCUAAUCAAACAUUGACAUUAACAUGUAGGACAUAGAGAAUACAUAAUAAUAAGUUAAACUGCGCUGUGAAAUCCUGCUCAAGGAACCUUCGGUAGCUGAAGAUUAACUAGAGUUAAGUGCGCUCGGGGAAGAUCUUGAAAAGCGGUAUGGAGUUGACUUGGUCUGGUAGAAUCGGGGCCAGUGAAACUGCGAUGUACGUUUCCGCUUGCUGUGCGUAAGAGCAAGAGAAAAGUAAUAUAACCCUUGAAAAAGUCGCGUCCUCAUUCAGUAAUGGGUGUGUACAUACAUAUAUGUUAUUCACCAGACGGGAGGUCCGUAUUGGGGAAAAACUGUGCCGGAGGUCUUAGAUUUCCAUUCGUUUUACUUAUUUACUGAUUUAUUUUCAGCCACUUCAUCCUCAAGCGAACCCAAUGAUGCGGCAAUCCCCGCCAGCUCACUCACAUCUAAUUCAACAAAUGAUGGAGCAAAACCCCCUCGGUGGUCCUGUCGGUAGAUCUGAAUCACCGCAUAGUGCCUCUGGUACCCCUCCCUUGCGGCAGACACGCUCUGGCAUGUGAUACUAAUGUUUGAAAGUCGGGAAUUUGAAUUCACACUAGUUAGGUGAAAGUAUAUAUAUUUUUCUGCUGAAAAAAAAAAACGUUAGGGUUUUUAAGUUUGAAUCCUGUUUCAUGUAAGUGAUUGAAUUGCAUUGUAGGAGUGUUGAAGUUUUUGUAGUGGUAUGCGAGCGGCUGAAGCAAUUGAGUUAGAAACCGUUUUGAGCGCUUUUCGAUUGAGUGUCGACAACAGCCAACCAUAGUAAGGAAAAUACACCAGGAGUCAGUGAGAACUCGUGGUAAAAGAACAAGCAAGCUGCCUUAAGAGCGGGAAAAGCGAGUGACCAAGCAGCAUUUAGUUUUGGUUUUAAAUCUGAUUGGUCGAAAAAGUGGCACGGGUUUUCUGGGCCAAUCGUACAGCGACAUGAGCAAAACCCACCCUCAACACUCAGUUGAAAAGUGCUCUAUUCCAAAGGCUAUACUCCAAAAGUUCUCCUCAGAAGAAUGCUUUUCUAAGAACAACUAAACGGCAAUUAAAACAAAGAAAAUAUCCCAAGGAGCUAAUCUUAUCUCGAAUUUAUAGCAGUCAAACCACUGGGAGCGCAGGAAAUUGCGAAAACUUCAC
Pocillopora meandrina is the source of this 11272-nucleotide messenger RNA. The record is from the annotation of a GenBank genome assembly. Lineage: Eukaryota; Metazoa; Cnidaria; Anthozoa; Scleractinia; Pocilloporidae.